CAAAAUUUAUUUUAUACCUGCAGUUGAUGAGGUCUUCUUUGCAGUAGCGCUGGAGCUGUCGUUUCCUUUCUACUCCAAUAAUGGCAAAGCUGAAAACUAAGCUAGCCGUCUUAGCUGUAAUAGGUGUUGUUUUAGCAGUGUUUUAUCCGAAGAUCAAAGCGGUAUACGGGAAACAUGUAAAACCUCAUGCAGACAUAGCCGCGAAUGUUGUAAAAUUCAUCAAAGAUUUCCACAUUUUUGGCUAUCAUAUCCCAUGGAAAUAUGUGCUGCCUGGAUUUGCUAUAUUUUUCGCCGUUCAACUAUUUAGGAGGAGACGUAGACUAAAGAAACUUGCAGAGGAACAGAAGAAAAAAGACCAAACCUUUAUGACUGAGGAGGAAGCACGUCAAGUGCAUACCACAAACCAUGUCCCAAAACCUGAAAGCCUUGACAUCAAACCGGCCUGCAAACCAGCAGACCUGUCAAUUGUUGGAAACCGUGUACGGACAUACUUGUAUUGGCCUUCAACAAGUUCAGUUAAUGUUUUUGAACUAGCAAGAGCUGGCUUUGUGUUUACUGGGAUAGACGAUAUUGUAAAAUGCUUUAAGUGUCAGGGUACCCUUAAAAAAUGGAAGCCAGGUGAUGAUCCCUUGGAGGGUCACAAAGAGUUCUACCCUGAUUGCCCACAUGUUGUGGCUCUUGAGGAAGUAAAAAAGCCAAUUAAUACUGAAACCCAACUGGAAGACCUGCUAACUGUGUGUAAUGGAGUAAGCCAUCGUCUGCAGCAAUUGCGUGCGAUUCAGAGUAAGGCAAGUGGAGUAGAGCCAGCAAAGAAACAUCUGACAGAGUUGCAGAAGAGGUUGGACACUACAGAACGCACCAUGCACCUUGUUAUGAAACAAAUGGAAGCUGUGACUAAGUGUCUGGCAAAGACACUGGCUGACGAUCCAGCUAUGAGUGGCGAUAAAUCCUUAACAGAAAUCACUGAGGGACUUGUCAACUUAAAAGAAAGCAAUGUUUGAUGGGAUUCAUUCUGUAUUCAAGCACUACAGAGCACUUGCACUUCUUAAAGUUCCCUUCACUGGUGAAAUGGCCUUUUUAGGAAAUGACUGUAGGCAUGUACUGUGAUUACCUCACAUGGCAGAGCUCUUUCAUUGUUAUUAGGUGCAACCAUGGAAUUUGAACAAUCAUUGUGCAAAAUGAAUUUUCCUAAGAACUUAGGAAUAAUAGCAAGUAGAGAUGUCCAUAAGAACUUGCUAAUUGUAAUAAAAAUCAACCAAAAAAUAUUUUGAAGAGUUUCAGGAUGGCCUCUAUUGAUGAUUAAAAUUAAUUUUGAAUGAAAAGGAACCUUUUUCUGCACGGAGUACAUGUUUCAAGCAUUUUUUGAGUUACAUAAACCCUUAUUAAUAGGAAAAUAAACACAAAAGAACUUAUGUAAUUUCAAAUAAUUGAUUAUUAUUAACUUGUUGAACAUGAAAUGAGGAUACUGGCUGUCCAAAUUUGUGCAAAUUUAAAAAGAUUUAAAUGACAUCAAAUGGGUAUUGUUAGGUUUUUGUUAGUUUUAAUGCAUCACAGAGUUAUCUUACUAUUUAUUUUGAGUUAUCUUAUUUAUGCACAGCAGUAGCUAAGUUAUUUAUUAUCUAGUAUGAGUAUAGAUUAAGCAGCUUAUUGAAAAUAGACAUCUUAUGAGAAUCAAACAUUAUAUAGAUAUUAUUAUCAAUAUUAAAUAUAAGGGAGAUAACUAGAAUUUUACCCUUAAUAAGUUUUGCAAAAUUUUUAACCAUUUGCCUCUUAGAUUUUGUCAUAAACCGUAGGUUCAGGUUUUUUAUUCAAAUGAUAUCUAAUUAUAUGGCCAUGGUUUUCUCAAAAAAAGUGAUUUAUAAAGAUUAUUUAAUCUGCUCUCAUUGAUUGCUGGUAGUUAAAGAUUUCAAUUUUUGAUCCAGAUUUUAAAUUCUAAAUUGAUGUACAGCUGUUUCAGUUCUGUUACAUUUUCAUAUUUAUCUUAAAAAUUGCUGGUUUUGGGCACAGACAUUUUUAUGAAAAUAAAAUAUGUUUAAAAUAUA
Stylophora pistillata is the source of this 2042-nucleotide messenger RNA. RefSeq lists its product as uncharacterized. Gene Ontology annotation, molecular function: ubiquitin protein ligase activity; cysteine-type endopeptidase inhibitor activity involved in apoptotic process. Gene Ontology annotation, cellular component: nucleus; cytoplasm. The record is from RefSeq and is a predicted model, not a curated record. Gene Ontology annotation, biological process: regulation of cell cycle; negative regulation of apoptotic process; positive regulation of protein ubiquitination. Lineage: Eukaryota; Metazoa; Cnidaria; Anthozoa; Scleractinia; Pocilloporidae.